Messenger RNA from Aspergillus udagawae, 11157 nucleotides. RefSeq names its product nonribosomal peptide synthase. Gene Ontology annotation, molecular function: phosphopantetheine binding; catalytic activity. Gene Ontology annotation, cellular component: cytoplasm. Gene Ontology annotation, biological process: secondary metabolite biosynthetic process; amino acid activation for nonribosomal peptide biosynthetic process. NCBI's taxonomy places the organism in Eukaryota, Fungi, Ascomycota, Eurotiomycetes, Eurotiales, Aspergillaceae. The transcript has a single exon. Bases 1 to 11157 code for a protein of 3718 amino acids. The record is from RefSeq and is a predicted model, not a curated record.
AUGAAGUUAAUAUUCAGCUCGAAAGCUCUACCCCAGACGUUUGCGUGGGCAAUUGCAAGUGCCAUCCCACAAGGACUGCAACAGAUCAUGAGACACCAGACAACAUCAAUAGGAGAAAUCAACUUGUUCUCCCAGAUGCAAGAGGAACUUGUAAAAUCAUGGCAAGGUAGCGAACCACCCCAAACACUGUCUUGUUUUCUGUUCGAUUUCCUGUCUCGACAAGCAGUCGAACAGCCAGGUGCUGUGGCCAUCGAUGCCUGGGAUGGUCAAUGGACCUAUCAAGAACUUGAUGAAAUCUCCACAACCCUCGCAUCCCACCUCCAAACAUGUGGAGUACAGAGUGGGACGCUGGUCAUCGCGUGUUUCGAGAAGACCUCUUGGGCGGUGGUAGCUCUUCUGGCAGUCAAUAAAGCCGGGGGAGGCUUUGUUCCCUGUGACCCUACGUAUCCAGCAGAGAGGAGAGAGAAAAUCCUUCAACAGGCUGGCUCGCCACUUAUUAUCACGUCGGCAGAAUGCGCGGGUCUCUUCGCAGGCCUGAAAAAUCCUUCUGUCAUGAUCAUCUCACCCACUACUUUUUUGAAUCUAGAGAGAGCGUCCUAUCGACGGCCUACGAACGGAGAAGCACCUGCGUAUGUGUUAUUCACAUCCGGCAGUACAGGAGAACCAAAAGGAUGCGAAAUUUCACACAAGGCAUUUGCCAGUAUUUCGAACCAUGUCAAGGCGCUCCAUCUGGGUCCCGCCAGCCGUGUACUGCAGUUCGCUUCUUUCUCUUUUGGGAUGGCAAUCAUCGAGAUAUUCUGCACCCUGGCGGCUGGCGGCACAGUGUGUAUGUUGUCCGAUGAGCAACGGCUGAACUCAUUAGCGGCAACCAUGACAAAGAUGAAAAUCAACUGGGCUCUUACGACCCCGACAGUCCUUGGCUCGCUACAGCCGCAUGACCUCCCCUAUUUAAAGUGCCUUGUAGUUGCUGGAGAGGGGCUAAACGAGGCCCAAAUUCAGAUAUGGAGCGCUGCCCUCGACAUUUUCCAGGCCUAUGGCCUUACAGAAUGGACCGGAAUCUUCGCAGUCUCCCACAGAAUCACGAGCAUACAGCAACGGCGGAUGAUAGGCGUUCCUGUGAAUGGUCAGGCAUGGCUUAUUGAUCCAAGUGAUCACCAUAAGCUUGUGCCUGUUGGGGCGGCUGGCGAAUUGGUGAUCCGCGGGCCUGGUUUGGCCGCAGGUUAUUAUCGGGCUACUGAGAGGACCAAGGCUUCGUUUUUCUCCCCUAAGUGGCUAACUCGGUGGACGUACCACGGCGAAAGCAUGGUAUACAGGACCGGGGAUAUAAUGCGUUACAACGCAGAUGGAUCUCUGUCAUAUGUUCGACGGGGGGACAACCAAGUCAAAAUCCGCGGCAUGAGGGUGGAACUGAAUGAGGUGGAAUACAAUCUAAUGCAGCUAAUGCCGGAAGCCAGAAGAGUUGUUGCCAUGUUGUGGAAGCCGCAGGAACGUGAUGGACAACAGGUUCUGUUGGCCCUGAUCCACAUGCCACCGUCCGACUCGAAGCCCGCAGUUUUGAACAGCACCGAUGGUGAAUUGCUAUUUCUCCAGCCCACUACAGAAAGGCGGCGCACAAUAGACAAUGCUCUAGAGGCGCUCCACUCGCGUCUGCCAGAGUAUAUGAUUCCGCAGUACUUGUUGGCUUUGGCUGCCUUCCCAACCACUGUCACUGGAAAAGUUGACCGUCAGAAGUUGGUAAGCUUGACGAAUGGAAUGACAACUGACGAUCUUCAACGUUUAGCAGGUCGACAAGCUGAACAUCAAGCACCAACCACGGAGAGCGAACGACAAGUAUACGACUUGACAUGUACCAUAUUGGGAGUCAAGUCUGUGAGCAUGAACGACAACUUCUUUGAUCUUGCAGGCGACUCAGUAGCAGCGAUGAAAAUGGCCGGAUUAGCCCGCCGGCGUAAAAUCCAACUGACAGUGGCAGAUGUUUUUAAUCGCCCCGUGUUGAAAGACCUAGCAUCAGCCGUUCGCCAGCUCAAUAACUCAACGACAUCGCAAAGGGCGCCCUUUGGUCUUCUGGACGCUGCCGUUAGACAAAAAGUCAUUCACGAAGCGGCCAACCAUAUGGACGCCGCUCAAAUCGCGGAUAUCUAUCCGUGCACGCCCCUCCAGGAGGGUAUCUGGGCACUUUCUAUGCGAAACCCUACUCUUUAUAAAGCACGAGUGAUCUGCCAUCUUCGGCCGGAUGUGGACCUCGAUAGAUUCAGAACGGCAUGGGAACGCGUGUUCGGACUCAAUGACAUUCUUCGGACACGUCUUUUCCCCUCUCACUCUGGAGUGUUUCAGGCGGCCCUACGAGAAUCAUUCGAGUGGGACGCUGCUGAGGAACUCCAGUCCUACCUUGAUAGGGUUGACCGGGAACAUAUGGGCGUUGGAAGUAGGCUGGUCCGAGCGUGUCUGUUGGCCAACGAUAAUCAAGCCACAUUCGUUCUCACAAUCCAUCACGCCUUGUGUGACAGGUGGUCCCUAAGAUUGCUACUCGAGCAGAUUGAGAAGCAGUUGUCGCCGGUUCCCCCAUCAACGAACUACUCAUUCUCACCGUUUAUCGAACACCUGGUCAAUAUUGCACCGCAGCUCGAGAAAUUUUGGGUUGACCAAUUUCAAGGCCUAGAGGCUUCGCCGUUUCCCGCACUCCCGUCUCCGGAUUAUACACCUACUGCGCACCAAAUUUCCAGGUUCAAUCUCUGCCUGCCAAGGCGUGUCCUUCGCGAAAAGACUCUAGCGAGCCACCUUCGGCUGGCAUGGUCUCUCGUCAUUUCACACAAUACUUGCUCGGACGACAUUGUUUUCGGGUCUACUGUCACUGGACGAGGCUCGAAUGUGAAUGGGAUCGAGGCCUUAUCUGGUCCGACUAUUGCAACGGUGCCUUUUCGGACAUCAUUAAAUCCCGACGGAACCAUCGCCAGAGCGUUAGCUGCUGUACAGGAACAAUCUAUUUCGAUGAUACCGUUUGAGCAAGCUGGACUACAGAAGAUCCAGAGAUGUAGUCCAGAAGCCGAGUCGGCCUGUAUGUUCCAGAGCACGUUGACCGUCCAGCCUGCCUGGCCUGAUUCCCUAACACUGUUCAAGGAUUGUCAGGAAGGGGCAGCGACAGCCGGGGGCUUUGCCUCUUAUGCCCUGUGUAUUGAGUGCUACCCGAACACGGAGGAGACCCAAAUGGAGAUCCAAGUCGCAUAUGACGCAAAUGUGUUGCCCCCUACCCGCAUGGGGCGCUUGAUAGACCACUUUGAGUUUGUGCUGCACGAGAUAAUGAAGGGUCCUAACAAAACGAUACGCGAGAUCCAACAUAUCAGUCCGUCUGACCUGAUUCAGCUAGGAAGGUGGAAUGAGACGAUUCCCUUUCAGCCACAACAGACCGUUCACAGCAUUGUUCAGAGUCAAGCGAAAAAGACGCCCCAUGCUCCAGCAAUAUCUUCGUUAGAUGGUGAACUCACUUACCAAGAGCUCGACAGAUACUCCACGCAACUAGCAGGCGAGCUACUGCUACUUGGAGCGAGACCGGGCAUGCUAAUACCUGUGCUAUUUGAGAAGAGCCGCUGGGCAAUUGUGGCAAUGAUGGCAGUCUUGAAAGCAGGGGGUGGUAUCGUUGCAUUAGAUCCAUCAUAUCCCGUCGACAGAAUGCGCGCAAUUUGUGGCCAGGUGGAAUCACCCUUGGGUAUCUGUUCAGAGAGAUAUGCUGCGACUCUGCAGCAGAUUGGACCUAAGCCGAUCAUUGCAUCGGAGUCCUCUGGCGCUUGGCGUCGACCUGUUGAGGACCUGAACCUCCCGGUCGUCGGUGCGGAUUCCACGAUGUAUCUCAUCUUCACUUCCGGGUCCACGGGGAUGCCGAAGGGGGUGGUUGUCAAUCAUGACUGUUUCGCGUCGUCAACUUUGGCAUACCGAGCGGAGAUUAACCUUGACUCAUACUCCCGCUUGUUGCAGUUCUGCUCGUUUGCCUUCGACGUCUGCUUUGCGGAGAUCUUCGGCACGUUGAUGGCCGGGGCUUGUCUUUGCAUCCCAUCUGACGCCGACCGCAUGAAUGAUAUACACCACCCAAUGAGGGCGCUCCGUGUUACCCAUGCAUUCUUCACGCCUUCAUAUGCUCGCUUGGUCCAACCGGAGCAGGUCCCGUCCCUGAGGGUAGUCAUGUUGGCUGGUGAGCCCGUAAAAGCCUCGGAUGUGGAGCAUUGGGCUCCUCAUGUACAUCUCGUGAACGGCUAUGGGCCAUCGGAAUGUGCUCCCAUUUCAGCUACUCAAUGCCUUGAUGGAAGUGUCAAUGUACAGUCCCAGGACAUAGGUUAUCCUCGGGGUUGUGUGGCGUGGAUCUGUGAUCCCCGAAAUCAUGACACUCUCCUUCCCAUCGGUGCUAUCGGAGAGCUGGUCAUAGAGGGUCCGAAUGUCGGUCCGGGCUAUUUCCAGAACGCUUCGGAUACGAUGAAAGCAUUUAUGGAGGCUCCCCGAUGGCUUCAAGGCUUUCGCGGGCACACAAGUAAGCGGGUCUAUAAGACGAAAGACCUCGUGCAUUACACUGAAGAUGGCCGUCUGCGCUAUGUCGGCAGAAUAGGGCAACAGGUCAAACUAAGGGGGCAGAGGCUUGAACCAUCUCAUGUGGAACACCAUCUCUUACAAUCGUUCGAUGGUGCAGCGGAGGUGGCUGCCAUUGUUGCCACGCCAAAAGACGCCGACGGGAGGGCAACUCUCGUUGGAUUUGUGCUUUCCGAGAAUGCUAAGGCAAGGCCAGGAGGGGAUAUAUGCUUGCCGCCUAGUGAGGAAUUUUGCCUACUCACUGCCACUGCGCGUUCUAAAUUGCAACAAUCACUCCCAGAGUUCAUGGUUCCCUCUCUAAUAAUAUCAGUCUCAUCAAUGCCACGGACACCGUCAGGGAAACUUGAUCGGCAACGGUUGACACGAGAGAUCACAAGCCGGACCUGGGACCAGCUCAUGGAGUUUGAGGCAUUGGCAAUGCCCUCUCAUGUUUCCGCUUCCGACACGGAGAAGGAGUUGCAAACAAUUUGGUCUCGAGUACUGAACCUCCCUGUCAGUGCGAUCGGUACCAACAAAAGCUUCUUCCAACUUGGUGGAGACUCGAUCACGGCCAUGCUGGUGGUUGCCCAGGCUCGCGCUGGCCGAUCCAGACUACAAUUAACAGUGGAGGACAUCUUUCGCUUGCGAACUAUAUCCCAAAUCGUGACACACGCUACAAAUUCAUCCGACCGCCUAAUGUUAGCCAACCACGAUACAUUAGACACGCCUUUCGAUCUGUCUCCAAUUCAGCAACUCUUCUUUGAUACCAACCGGCUGCAACAGCAGAACCGAUUCAAUCAUAACCUCCUCCUCCACCUCAAGAAGCCCGUAUCUUUUGACCAGCUAAGAUUGGCCAUGCAAGAAAUUGCGGAGGAGCAUCCGCUACUACGUGCCCGGUUCUUACUGAACGCUGAUGGCCAGUGGAAACAGCUCAUUCCCAGUGAGAUUGAGGGUUCAUAUGGUUGCAGGCACCAUCAGCUGACCUCUGCGGACAUGGUGAAAAAAGUACUUAUGGAGAGUCGGCGAGCACUCGACAUAUCGGCCGGUCCCGUAUUCUCUGCAGAUUUGAUCGAUAUUGAUGGGAAUCAGAGCAUAUUUCUCCUUGCGCACCACCUUGUGAUCGAUAUGGUUUCAUGGACCGUGCUGCUUGCUGACCUUGAGACCCUGCUACAUGGACGAUCAAUUCCAACAGGACAGUCGACUUCGUUCCAGACCUGGUGUACCUUAUUGGCUGCGUACGGACACGAGUCGCUCUCCGUUCCCCAAGGGCCACUGCAUUAUAGUACACCCGAAGAUUUCUGGGGGACAUCCGAAUGUCUGAAUACGAUAGGAGGGACCCACGAGACGGUCAUACAGAUUGAUACUCCGACCACGGAAGCAUUACUUGGAGAAGCCAACAAUGCCUUUGGAACGCAGCCUGUGGAGUUGCUCCACGCUGCUCUUCUGUUCGCCUUCACCACGACAUUUUCAGAUCGUCCUGCCCCAGUCAUUUUCUCCGAAGGGCAUGGUCGGGAACCAUGGGAUUCUGCCAUCGACUUGACUCGGACGGUGGGAUGGUUUACUACCAUUGCUCCGGUCCACGUCGAGGUGGAUGCGGCUCAUGAUAUUGCCACGGUUGUGCGCCAAGUGAAGGAUACCCGCCGCAGGCUCUGCAGAAAUGGAUUGGAGGCAUUCACAGCGAACUAUUUCAAUACAAGAAACCAGAAGGCUAGCCCGGCUGGCAAGAUGGAGAUCGUUUUCAAUUACGCAGGACGAUACCAUCAACAGCUGGGUCAGGCCGGCUCCUUGUUCGAAGUGGAGUCUCUCCAAAAUAUGAGCAUUUUCGACGCUGCAGAUGACGCGAGGCGAUGGUCUAUGGUCGACAUCAAUGCUUUUGUGCAAGAUGGCCAGUUAGCUUUCACCUUUACAUACCCGCAGGGAUGCAACCCGUCUCAGGUCCUUCAGCCGUGGACAGCUAGCUUGCGCAAGGCUUUGAAUUUGAUAGCAUCAGAGUUCAAGACGCAUCCGAGGAGCUACACGCUCGCUGACUUCCCUAUGUUGGAUCUGGAUUAUUCCCAAUUGGACUGUCUUUUGGAGACAUUGCAGCAUGCCAAUAUAAGACCGGAAGAUGUUGAGGAAAUAUACCCAUGCUCCCCUAUGCAACGGGGUAUACUCUUGUCUCAGGCGAAGGAUCCAUCUUGCUAUCAAGUGGUCAUAACAUGGGAGAUCGUCCCUGGAGAGAAGAGGCCUGCUUCUGCUGAGAGGGCAAAAGCUGCUAUAGAGCAAGUCAUGGCUCGUCAUGCAUCUCUACGUACAUGUUUCAUUGAGACAACCUCUGAGGUUGCAGCUUUCGAUCAAGUCGUCCUAUGCAAACCCCACCAUCAGAUUGUCAUUUACAACAGUGGAGAAAAAGAUGCACAGGCACUGCUACAGAGUGGCCAAUUCCAGGCCAGCCCUCACUCCCCACUACGCUUCUUAAUUUUCGUGUCCUGUGACCAGAAGGUCUACAUCCGCCUGGACAUAAGUCAUGCUCUGACUGAUGCCAAGUCAAUUGACCUUUUGAAACGGGACAUUUGCCUUGCAUAUGACAACCAGCUGAGUAGUCCAGUGGGACCGCUCUUUUCCAACUACAUCAGCUUUAUUCAGACACGAGAUCCCAUCGCCGACGCAGAGUUUUGGGAUACAUACCUGGAUGGGAUUCAACCUUGUCAAUUUCCAGCCCUCACGAAACAAGCCAACACCGAAAGCGGUGUUACAAAUGACUACGUCUUUGAUGUUGCUGGAGUUGAUGGAAUCGAGCUUUAUUGUCGGAAUCGCAACGUCACUGCACCAAACGUCUUUGGCCUCGCUUGGGCCUUGGUCCUGGGAUCUUACACUGGCUCGUAUGAUGUUUGUUUUGGCAACCUCAACUCAGGAAGAGAAAUGCCGUUUGAUGGGGCGCCGGAGGUCGUGGGCCCACUUAUCAACAUGCUCACGAUGCGUGUGAAGUUCAAAAACGCCACUAUUGAACAGCUCGUUCAGCAGGUCCACGCCGACUACGCCGCUGGGUUAGCCCAUCAAACGUACCCCGUUGCCGAUAUUUUUCACCGAAAGGGGCUCAGCGGACGAUCCUUGUUCAACACUGGAAUAUCUGUCGAACGAGUUGACGGCCCACAACAUGCUAAAUUCUCUACUGACUUACGCCUUGUGCAUCGGGUGGAUCCCACGGAAUAUGAUAUUGUCCUCAACGUGGAGAUCGAAAAGUCUCGGACUAUUGUCCAUCUCAGAUAUUGGUCAUCAUGUUUGUCCGAUAGCCAAGCGCCGUUGAUUGCUGCUUGCUUUGAUCAGGCGGUCACAAUGAUUAUCAAUGAUGACCAGGCUCCGGCGUCGAGCCUGAACCUCUUCUGCCAAGCUCACCAUAACUUGAUCUGGCACUGGAAUAAAGAGUUAUCCAGUUACCACGACUGUCGUGUGCAUGAUGUCGUCCAGAAGCGCGCAACCGAAUGCCCCGAUGCCCCUGCUGUAUGUAGCUCCGGGCGUACGCUCACAUAUAGGGAACUAGAUGUCCAUUCGACCGCACUCGCCCAUUAUCUAUCACAACAUGGGGUUGGGACGGAAAUGUUUGUUCCACUCUGCUUUGAGAAAGGCAUGUGGACAGCCGUGGCCAUAUUGGCUGUGCUCAAGACUGGGGCGGCUUUUGUCCUUCUUGAUUCCGGCCAUCCUGACCAACGAAUAGAGACCAUCUGUCAAGAUGUCGGUGGCCCGCUUCUGCUUUCAUCACCAGCCCAGGCAGAGCGAUGCGCACUAUUUUCCAGUACUGUUGUAGUAGUGGGGGGAACACAAGAUCUUUGGCGUUGUCUACUCCCAGCGCCGUCAAGCCAGUUGUUUUCCGCCGCCAUGCAAACAGGGCCGACCAAUGCCGCCUACGCUGUCUAUACGUCCGGUUCUACCGGCAAGCCAAAGGGGAUUAUAAUCGAGCAUGGGUCCUUCUGUUCAAUGGUCCAUGCGCAGGCUCCCAUAUUGAACAUGAAUGCUUCAGCCCGCGUGUUACAGUUUUCAUCUUACGCAUUUGACGUUAGUAUCUUUGAGAUGCUCAUGCCGUUAAUGACAGGUGGCUGUGUAUGUGUCCUGUCCGAGGUGGAGAGAAGAGACCGUUUCGUGGAGACAAUGGGAACUCUCCGAAUUUCGCAUGCUCUCCUCACUCCGUCAUUCUCCCGUCUUGUAUCGCCCGCUGCGCUGCCAGACCUUCGGGUCCUCGUCUGUGGUGGAGAAGCGAUGACUCACCACGACAUGGAGCGCUGGCUUGAUCAUGUCAUUCUUAUCAACCAUUACGGUCCCGCCGAGUGUUCCGUGUGCUCGGUUGUCCAACCGAAUAUCAAUACAACUUCACGCGUCGGAGAGAUCGGCUGGGGCGUCGGUUGUGCAACUUGGGUCGUCGAUCCAGAUGAUCACGAGCGCUUGGUUCCGAUUGGAGUUGUCGGCGAACUGGUUAUUGAAGGGCCAAUUGUUGGCCGCGGGUAUCUAAACAAUCCGACUGCGACUCAAACCGCAUUCAUUGAGCCUCCGCGAUGGUUGCGCAACAUGCGAUCCUCGCUUGGACGAAAUAACCGGCUGUACAAAACGGGUGAUCUUGUGCGAUAUGGCUCUGAUGGCAGGCUGUACAUCCAUGGGCGCAAGGACACUCAAAUCAAGGUUAGAGGACAGCGUCUGGAACUUCAGGAGCUGGAGUACCACAUUCACAGAUGCUUUGAAUCUGCUGGGAAUGUGGUUGUAGAGCUGGUUCGGAACGGUUCCGAUGGCAGCCCGAGACUUUUUGCAUUCAUUGCCUCAACAAAGGAAGUAUCCAGUCAGUUUGACGGGUUUAGCGCCGUUGGGAAGGAGUUCCGUGAUCGUGCUGCGGCUGCCAGUACAAAGCUGUUUGAGAGCCUGCCCUCCUACAUGGUCCCAACCUAUUUUGUCCCCUCGGUUACACUGCCUUUGAAUUCAUCUGGCAAGGUGGAUCGCAAGCAACUGCAGUCUUGGGCCUCGGCUUUGUCUUCUGACCAACUAAAGGAUUACCGCCCCUCGGCAGGUGGCCAGUGUAAGCCCUCAUCUCCAGAAGAAAAGCUCCUCCAUGCUAUCUGGGUCGAUGUUCUGCGCAUCAAGCCGGAAACAAUCGGCGCUGAAGACCAUUUCUUCCAGGUUGGGGGUGAUUCGGUCACUGCGAUGAGAGUUGCCGCAUCUGCACGAAAACAGGGACUGAACAUAGUAGUUGCAGAUAUCUUUGCUCAUCCCCGGCUUGCGGCACUAGCUAAAGCCGGAACUAACAGCAAUAUCGAACAGUUUGUUCUAAAACCGUUCUCGCUCUGCCCUGUGACUGACCGCGAACUUUUCUCCAUGCUGCUUCGCGUGCGGCGCACAAUCCCAUCGGACUGCCAUAUUGUGGACAUCCUACCUACAUCGGCCACUCAAUCCUUCUUUAUGACCACGCCCACUCUACACCACUUCACGUUUGAUAUUGACGGGCCUCUAGACAUUCGCCGACUGCGCGAUGCCUGUGACAAAGUUUUCAACAUGUUCGCUAUCUUGCGUACCGUUUUUGUCCCAUACGCAAAACAGAUAUUGCAAGUGAUUCUUGACAAAGUCAAUACCCCAUUCCACCACUUUGUGGUAGAUGAGCCUAUCCCGGAUGUCAGGAGGCGCCUUCAGACUGCUGACCGUGAGCAUAUCCCACUUAAGGGACCGCUGGUCUUCGCCUUUGUGCUUAUAUCCCAUUCCGAUGGAUCACGGCAUUCGCUGAGCUUCCGUGUCUCACAUGCGCAAUGGGACGGGCUGUCUAUAGCGGAAUUGUUUAGCAGCGUACAGGAGGCAUAUCAUGCAAGGCCGUUGACCCCCAGUACACCCUUGUCGACCUAUAUCUAUUACCGGGCGCUGCGUGAUAAGACGCCUUCCCUACAGUUCUGGAAAGACUACCUCCAGGGCUCGAAAAUCACUCGGAUCACCGAGCCUCCUAGUGCAUUCGCCGAUCUCACCCAAGGAGACACCAUCUGGGAGAACACUAACCUGCAACCGGCCCCCGAGCCACCACUGGGUAUUACGAUGGCCAGUGUGGUCAGGUCUGCCUGGAGCUUGGUUUUGGGCCUGGAAACAGGGGCGAGGGACAUCGUCUUCGGCCAAACGGUGAACAGCCGCAGCUGCCCGUUGCCUGAUAUUGACCGGAUUCUGGGCUGCUGUUUGAAUUUUAUCCCUGCACGCAUCCAGCUCCAACAGUCAUGGACAGGCCGUGACCUCCUCCAGCACGCGCAGACACAAUACCAAAAAACCGUUAAACAUGAUGACAUUGAGCUGCAAGAGAUCAUUGAUCAUUGCACGGCCUGGCCGAACGGGACCGACUUCAACACCAUUGUCCAGCAUCAAAAUAUCCCUCUAAACCAUACGAUGCUACUGGGGGAUCUUCAAACCACCUUUUCGCCAAAUGGAUAUUUCCGCCCUGGUCGUGAGCUCUUCAUUUUCACUGAGCCUUUCGGUGAUCUGUUGAGCGUUCAACUAUGUGUGAAUCCCAAUGUGAUGGAUUUGCCUCGGGCUCGGUCUUUGCAUCAUAGACUUGUAAAGUUGAUUGUGGAUCUGUGCUGCUCUCCUGAUGAACCGAUCUCAUGUUUCCUUGAGUAA